GUGAAGUUGACUCUUUCCAUCACUAGACUGACUCUAACGCGAGGACCGCAGGUGUGAACGAAAAGAUCCACCAAACGAAUUCACAUGAACAUUUUUGGAGAAACACUGACCACUGUCGAGCCAAAUGAACCGUGCGCACCUGUUAAAAGCGUUUUGUUCUGGAACGUUUUGGUUCUACUCCUGUACGAGCGAGGCCUGAAGAAGCGCUAGGAUGACAAAUGCUACUACAGAUGAGGCCAACUCGUAUCCACACGUACGUGUUUGUGCAGCGGGAGUUUCUUUGAUCAUUUUGGCCUUUUUCAACUUGAUCAUCAACUGGACCAUAGUGCGCGAGGAGCGCCUGCGGAGCCACGCGCGCUUCGUCCUCGUGUUCCACUUGUUGCUCUCCGCGCUGGUGUACUUCGCAGUAAGCUUUAGCUUUAACUUACAAAGCUACCUGGAAGCAGCGACCACGCCAAACAUAUGCAUUGCGCUAAUCAAAGGUCUGAUGACGAGCGGCUCCAAUAUCAUCCUCACCAUCACAGCGAUGGCGCUGGACCGUUACUUUGCCAUAUGUUACCCGCUCCACUAUAGCAAAAUUACUUUCAAACCCUGGCCGUGGCUCAUCGGGAUCCUAACAUGGGGACUAGCGUCGAUUAUUCCUCUUACCCUGUCGCCCAACAUAAAUGACACUGUGCCCUGUGGAAGGAAACCUCUGCGAGGCGGAGAAAUGCACAAAAUCGGUCUAAUAACAAUUUGCACGGUUCUUAUCGUGUACAGCUAUGUACGGAUCUUAUAUGAGGGGCGUCGUCUGGGUGUGUUGAACCGGCGCAACCGAGCUGCGUGUAGGACUAUCGCUCUCCACGGCACACAGCUCGCCGUCUACAUCCUCCCCAAUUUCGUACAGUUUUUGUUGUAUAUACUUCACCGCUACUGGUCACUCAACAGAUCCACAAAAGACCUUUUUGCAGUCAUAAGUUUUGCCUUCUUCAGCCUGGGGCAGUGCAUCGCUCCGAUAGUAUACGGACUGCGUAAAGAGGAACUGCUGGAACAUCUUAAUCACCGAUUCCCGUGUUUAUCCGUCCGGCUGAAGCGCAUUUUGGAGUGGACUGUCAACAUCACACACCCCAAUCGCCGUCGCCAGCAAAGGGAGAGGAGAAUGACUUCAGAGACAUUAUUAUCAAGAGAGACUUCUCAGACGACUGUGUGACAUCUUUGGAUUAAGAGACAGACCUGAUGAGGAUUUCUCCAAAAGGAUAUUUUCUUACCAAGACUGAGAUUAAUAUUGAAUCAAACUCUAUGCAAUCAAUCUGAUGUGUUGCCUAUAAAUUCAACACAUUUUCUUCACUGAGAAAACAAAGUUGUGACUUUUAGAAAACUGUGAUUUUUAUUCUGCAAACCACAACUUCAUUAAGUUGGAGUAAAAUACAGCAGCUAUACAGAGUUCAGGAAUUACUUUUGCUGAAGACAUAGUCAACUGUGAUUUUUAUAUUAACUGUUAAUAAUACUGGUGACUUAAUGUCAUGUGAACAAGUAACAACUAGGAUGUGAAUUCUUAUUUUUCUAAAAGAUGUACAAAUCUCUUCUUUAGUAUACUUUGUUUUGGCAAAACUUAACAGUAUUUUGCAGUCAUACAUAUAAGCUAAUGACCCAAGUAAACCAGCUAAAACUUAAGACUGUGAAACAGGUUCAAUAAGAUUAUAAUGUAUGUGCAGUUAAACUGGUGACACUGGAAGAUUUGUAGUAUUUGAUAUGCUAUGUUUGUAACCACAGCAUCCUGAGUUGUCAAGACACACUGGCAUAAUAAGGUCACUAACGUUUUUUUUUUUUUUACAAUUUCCUGUAAACUGUCUCUUUACAAAUAUAUUGCAUUCAGAAACUAAUGCACUGGUGAAAGGACAAAACUCAUGAUACUGGGAGAUUUUGAAUGU
Carassius carassius (crucian carp) is the source of this 1910-nucleotide messenger RNA. Its product is annotated as odorant receptor 131-2-like. Lineage: Eukaryota; Metazoa; Chordata; Actinopteri; Cypriniformes; Cyprinidae. Bases 212 to 1189 code for a protein of 325 amino acids. The record is from RefSeq and is a predicted model, not a curated record. The transcript is spliced from 2 exons. Gene Ontology annotation, molecular function: G protein-coupled receptor activity. Gene Ontology annotation, cellular component: membrane. Gene Ontology annotation, biological process: G protein-coupled receptor signaling pathway.